AUGUGGGUGUUGGGGAACGUGAGCUUACUGUUGGGCCUGAUGGACUCCUUGACGUCAAUGCUGCCCGAUUUUGCGGACAUGGAUUACUACGCGACGUCAAAAUCGUUGGUGGGAAUUCAGAGAGUGAAUGCUGCUAAGGAGGGACGUUUUCCGGAUGAUUUUCUUUUUGGAGUUUCUACGUCUGCUUAUCAAACUGAGGGAGCUUGGAAUGUCUCUGGUAAAGGAGAGUCAAUAUGGGAUUACGCAACUCACAACUCGCCUGAAACGGUAAUUGAUAAUUCAAACGGGGAUAUUGCCGCUAAUUCGUAUUUUAUGUACAAAACGGAUAUCGAUCUUGCCAAACAACUCGGUUGUAAUGCCUUUAGAAUUUCAAUAUCGUGGCCGCGGAUUUUGCCGACGGGUUUUCCAAACUCAUUGAACCCCAAGGGAAUAGAGCAUUACAAUAAUGUUAUAAACGAAAUGCUGGGUAGAAACAUAACUCCUGUUGUUACUUUGUUCCACUGGGACUUGCCGAAAGAGCUCCAGGAUCUUGGAGGGUGGACCAACCCCUUGAUUGUUGACUGGUUUGUUGAUUAUGCCAGGAUUGUUUUUAAAGCGUUUGGAGACAGGGUCAAAUAUUGGUCAACAGUAAAUGAACCGACAGUUUACUGUGUUUACGGGUAUGGGGGUAAAAUGGUACCCUUUGUUAAUCAUACAGGUAUCACUGACUAUCUUUGCGGGCAUCAUAUGUUACUCGCUCAUGCAAAAGCUCAUAAAAUGUAUAACGAAGAAUUCCGUCAGGAACAAAAAGGUAAAGUUGGGUUAUCAAUAUCAGUCCCCUGGGCAGUAGCCUCAAACCCCGAAGACCCCGAAGAAGUCGCAGGGGCUGAUAGAUGGUUCGAGUUCUGGGGUUCCUGGUUCCUGAACCCGCUCUUCGGGCACUUCGGCGACUACCCGGAAAAAAUGAAAAGCAGAAUAGCAGAAAACAGUUUGAAGCAAGGAUUUCCGCGCUCGAGACUUCCGGAGUUCACUGCCGAGGAAAUUUCGAUGCUCCGGAACUCGACCGAUUUUUUGGGACUUAAUUACUACCACGCUUCGCCGGUUCAAAAGUACCAAAAUUACAAUGUUACUUCUACGGUGUCAUUUUUUGGGGAUAUUGAGAUGCUUGAAGUGCCUGCUAAUCAAAAUGGAGCCGCGUUUUCUGAUCGAAGCACAUCUUGGGCUCUAGUCUCAACAAUCCAAAAAAUCAACAAGGACUUUGAGGUCCCGAUGAUAAUGAUAACCGAGAACGGGUACUGGGACCGCGGCCAGCUAGCAGAUAUCGGACGAGCCAAGUACCACCACGAGCACCUCAGCGAGCUGCCGGGUCUGAUCGCCCAGGGCAUUAAUAUCCGCGGGUACUUCGCCUGGUCCCUCAUCGACAACUUUGAGUGGUCCGUCGGCUACACCCAGAAGUUUGGGCUCUUCUCCGUGGACUACACAGUUCCCGAGCGCACUCGCAUCCCCAAAAUCUCCACCAAAGUCAUCAGCGACUUUUACAAGACCAAGAAAAUUCCGCUCUUUCUCUGGUCGCUUAAUGAAGUCGAGUUUGAUAUUAAUGUCGGCCUGUAG
Messenger RNA from Cotesia congregata, 1590 nucleotides. NCBI's taxonomy places the organism in Eukaryota, Metazoa, Arthropoda, Insecta, Hymenoptera, Braconidae. The record is from the annotation of a GenBank genome assembly.